CUAAAGAGAAACGCAAACAGAACACUAACAAAGGCACUCAUAACUGUGUCCAGUGUGGAAAAAGUUUUUCACAAUUUUCAUAUCUUAAAACCCACAUGCUAAUACACACUGGGGAGAAGCCUCAUCAAUGUGACCAAUGCGGAAAAGCUUUUUCAGUAUUUUCAACUCUUAAACGCCACAUGCUUACCCACACUGGAGAGAAGCCCCAUAUCUGUGUCCAGUGUGGAAAAGCUUUUUUAAAAAUGUCUUAUCUUAAAUCCCAUAUGCUGAUACACACUGGAGAGAAGCCUCAUAAAUGUGCCCAGUGUGGAAAAUGUUUUUCAUACCGUUCAAAUCUUAAAUUGCACAGGCUGACACACACUGGUAAGAAGCUUUAUAAAUGUGUCCACUGUGAAAUUUUUUAUUCACACAUUGAACAUCUCAACACCCAUAUGCUAGCACACUCUGGAGAGACGCCUCAUAAAUCUGUCCAGCGUGGAAAUGCUUUUACACAAUUCUCCAGUGUUAAAAAGCGCAGGCUAGUACACACUGGAGAGAAGUCUCAUCAGUGUGCUCAGUGUGGAAAAGGUUUUCCAAAAAUGUCAAAACUGAAAUUACAUAUGCUUGUACACACUAGAGAGAGGCCCCAUAAAUGUGUCCAGUGUGGAAAAGGGUUUUCACAAAUGUCAAGUCUUAAAGAGCAUAUGCGAAUACACACUGGAGAGAAGCCUCAUAAAUGUGUUCAGUGUGGGAAAGAUUUCACACGAAUUUCAAAUCUAAAUUCGCAUAUGCUAAUGCACACUGGAGAGAAACCAUAUAGAUGUGCAUACUGUGGAAAAGCGUUUUCAUUCCAUGUGAGGCUCAAAGCCCAUAUGCAAACACACUCAGGAGAGAAGCCUCCCGAAUCUUCCAAAUCCAUCGUCACAUCACACUCUGGAGAGAAGCCUCCAGAAUGUUCCAAAUCCAUUGUGACAUCACACUCUGGAGAGAAGCCUCCAGAAUGUUCUAAAUCCAUUGACAUGUUCUAG
Molecule: messenger RNA, 1007 nt
Organism: Alosa alosa (allis shad)
Lineage: Eukaryota; Metazoa; Chordata; Actinopteri; Clupeiformes; Clupeidae
Product: zinc finger protein 85-like
Exons: 1
Coding region: 96-1007 (303 amino acids)
Source: RefSeq, a predicted model, not a curated record